Solenopsis invicta (red fire ant) is the source of this 993-nucleotide messenger RNA. RefSeq lists its product as uncharacterized. The coding region runs from base 1 to 993 and encodes 330 amino acids. The transcript has a single exon. Gene Ontology annotation, molecular function: nucleic acid binding. Gene Ontology annotation, biological process: DNA integration. NCBI's taxonomy places the organism in Eukaryota, Metazoa, Arthropoda, Insecta, Hymenoptera, Formicidae. The record is from RefSeq and is a predicted model, not a curated record.
AUGGGAGACCUUCCCAGGGUCAGAGUGACUCCUCCCGCGCGCGCGUUCCUUCACAGCAGGCUGGACUAUGCGGGUCCAGUACUAAUUCGAUCGCGAUCGGGUCGUGGAGUCGCUUCGGCAAAGGCAUAUAUCGCACUAUUCGUGUGCAUGGCAACACGUGCCGUGCAUCUCGAACUCGUCGAAGGUUAUUCUACUCCCGCAUUUCUCGGACCCUAUUCCCGUUUUGUAGCGCGGCGAGGUCUUCCCGAAUCGAUUUAUUCUGAUAAUGGGACUACCUUCGUUGGGGCGGAUCGCGAACUUGCUGCAGCGUUUCGCGCAACUCUUCGGGAUCCCGAUUUGCAGAAUCGCACGGCCGCAGAUAGUGCCUCGUGGCAUUUUAUACCUCCUUCCGCUCCUCAUUUCGGGGGGUUAUGGGAGGCCGGUGUCCGUAGCACAAAGCAUCAUAUUCGGCGUGUUGUGGGGGCUCAUACUCUGACCUUCGAGGAGUUCUCCACGCUACUAUGUAAUAUCGAAGCGUGUUUAAAUUCGCGUCCAUUGGCAUCUCUUUCUGACUCGCUGGAUGACUAUACUUUCUUAACUCCGGGGCAUUUCCUCAUAGGCUCCGCGCUUAAUUCGAUCCCGGAGCCGUCGCUGUUGCAAGUCAAAGAAAAUCGGUUGACGAGGUGGCAGCUCGUUCGCCAACUGACCGAACGUCUGUGGAAAGUUUGGCAACAAGACUAUAUUAAUACACUGCAACAGCGAGUUCAAUGGAAGCGCGUAAAUCCACACGCACUUCGGGUCGGACAACUCGUCCUAUUGCGAAACUCGCUCCUCCCUCCGUGCAAAUGGGAGCUUGGGCGGAUUAGUCUGUGUCAUCCAGGAUCGGACGGUCUUAUUCGUGUCGUGACCGUUAAAACAGCGUCUUCGGAGUAUAAGCGGCCUAUCAGCAAAAUAUGUAUUUUGCCAAUCGACAUCGAGAAUGCAUCUAAUGGCGAGGACAAAGCGUCGUCUUAA